Messenger RNA from Paramecium tetraurelia, 1260 nucleotides. RefSeq lists its product as uncharacterized. The record is from RefSeq and is a predicted model, not a curated record. NCBI's taxonomy places the organism in Eukaryota, Ciliophora, Oligohymenophorea, Peniculida, Parameciidae. The transcript has 4 exons.
AUGAGUAGUUUCGAUACAAAAUUAAAUUUUUUGUAACAAGAAAUCAAAAUACUGACUGAAGAAAAUAAGGAGUUAAGAUAACUAAUUCAAAUGAAUAAAGAGAUCCUAAAAAUAUACAGAGGAUAAACCAGUACUAAUACUUUGCCAAAUGGACCUUUGAUUACUUUAGAAGUUUGUAAGACUGAGUCUUAUGAAGGCACUGACACUCAAAAUAUGCUCUCUCACUUAAUAGAAGAAAAUUGUAAAUUGUUUUCUUUUAAUGAAGACUUAAUAAAAUAAAGAGAUGAUUUGAGAGCAUAGAAUUUGCUUCUGUAAUAAAUAGGGAUGGAAAAUUCUUAAAGAAUCUUGGAUAUUCAAAGUGAGAAAUAAAUAAAGCUGAUCGACCUAUAGAAUUAACUUCUUGUGAAGGAUAAUCAAAUAGUUGAAUUAAAUGAAUAGUUAUAAGGUUUGCUAUAGAAAAAAAGAAUGAGAACUAAAAUACCUAUAUCAAUACAGAAUGAAUACUUGUCCUUUUAGAACUAAUUGGAAGCAAUGUACAAAAUGCUCAUCAAAUACUAUGAAGAAAAUAGGAUACAAAAGUAAGAGAAUAAGAAAUUGUAAAUGAUCAUAGAUAUAGUAAAAAAUGAUAAAACUGAAGAUAACAAUAAAUAGCUAAAUGAAUAGAGUCCAUAAUUGAAUGAAUCGAGUUUUGUUGACUUUUUACCUCCUUAGAUUUCUACGACACAGAAUCAUUAAAUUCCAAUUCCAAAAUUAAAUUUAGGUAAAGCCCAAAAAAUAUAGUAAUUGACAGUUGAAAAAUAAUUGGAGUAAGAAGAAUAAUAAAUUCAAUUGGAUAAAGUAUUAUAAAUGGACCAGAAAUUAUUUAUCACAAGCAAAUCAUCAACUCCUUAAAAUAAAAAUGGAUAUUACAUUAAUCCUAAUAAAUUAUUAAUUCAACUAACAUCUUUUGCUGAUUAAAAUAAAACUCUCUAAAAAGAAUUAAAUUAAUGCAAGACAAAAUUGUAGGAUGAAUUGCUUCUAAACAAAGCUUUAGAAAUUUAGUUGGAGGAUAUGAAUAGAUAUGUUAGUGAAUUGGAAAGCACAAAUGAACUGUUGAUUAAAUCAUAAAUUGCUUUAGAAAACAAUUUUUAAAAAUUAAAAUAAUUUAUUAUUUAGGGCAAGAAAGAGUAAUAACUUAUCAAGCAUAAAUAUAAUGUUUCUUUACAAAAUUUCAGCUAAAUAAUUUAGUAAACAAAGAAAAGAUGUAAUUCUGAGUACUGA